This is a messenger RNA of Suhomyces tanzawaensis NRRL Y-17324, 1584 nucleotides long. RefSeq lists its product as uncharacterized. Lineage: Eukaryota; Fungi; Ascomycota; Pichiomycetes; Serinales; Debaryomycetaceae. The record is from RefSeq and is a predicted model, not a curated record. The transcript has a single exon. Bases 425 to 1114 code for a protein of 229 amino acids.
AAUGUAUGCGGUUAGUAUCGUGCCGUGCAUCCAAUCCAGUAGGUGGGGACGGGAUUCCUGAUUUUGGAUUCAGUUGGUGAUGUACAAAUAUCCAUCAUAUCCGAUUGCCUUUACUACGAUUUGCGGCACACACUGACGAGCAACAAUAAAGAUCAUCGAUCUGCCCAGAACUCAGAUCAAACGAUUUACGAGUAGUAUUGGCUCCACCACCAUCGAACUCCACGGAGAAUUUCCUGAAUCCAACACGAUCAGUUCCAACAGAGUAGCGACUCCAGCACGAUUAAAGAUCGCCAACAUCCAGCAGUCUGACUCUAGACGACCAAACGACUCAAAGCCAGCAGAGUUCUGACUCCAGCACGAUAACGAUACCAACAUUCACAGAGUCUUUCCUGACUUCAAAACGACCAAACGUUCUUACUAUACCAUGGAACCUCUAACCCCCUGUGAUUCCGGCUCCACAGUGUUGAACUCCGGCUCCUGUGGCCAGUUCAACCCCCACAUCGUCAAGACAUAUCUCACCAGCAGAAGCGUCCCAAGUGCUCCCGACUUCGAGUUGGUGUUGAUGUACAAAGAGUCGCGCUUUGCGGUCAAGCUCUCAGCCGUGGCCAGCUUGGUCAACUCGUAUGCCUCCAAGCCCAUCCCCCAUUCUGCAUUGACCAUCAACCACUUGAUCGUCUAUAUCUACUAUUUCCAGAUCGCCCUCCUUGGAACCGCCUCAAAGAUAUACAUCAACCAGUUCAACGUGCUCUUUGGGGGCCGUUCCUACAAGUUCACUCCCUACCAGUUCACGUACACUGACAUGGAGACUGAAGUUCAGGAGAUCACUGCCCACAACCAAACCAUUAUGCUGUUGAACAAUAUCAGUCGCUUCAACAUGUUCCAUCUCAUUGUGCAGCACAACACCAACGGCAACUUGAACGUGUACCAGUAUUUCAACGCAGAGAACUACCUCUCGCACUCCUUGGGCGACAGACCAUCCAUCGUGUCCAAGAUGUUUGGCAAGAUCAGACCCUCAGUUGCUUCUGCUGGCUCAGACAGGACUGUGGAUACCAACACCGAAAAGCCCAAGCCCACCCAGAGAAGGAGGAGCUUGAGAAGGCUCUUGUUCAGGUAAGGGAAGCCUUUAUGAAGAAUACGAAUAGCACAGUAUAGUAACCACCCACGACUAGUCUGGUGGAAUUAUACAAACCAAGACGAAAAUUAAACAUGUAGCGCUUCUGUAAAACCAGCACUUGGUAUAGGACGUAGCUACAGAGAAGCUAAUAUUUAUGCUGAUAGGCUUUAUCAAUUGAAUUGAGUGUUACCUAUUUUUAACUGAAGAAAUCACCAGCACUAAUCAAAAUUGCCCGUCCAGUAUAUUUCGAGGUUCUACUGAUAUUUAGCCCAUCCUUGAGAUUCCAUUAUGAUAAGAGAAUACCAUAGAAUAUGGGAGUUUCUCAACUUCAUCUGCUAUGAAGCAGAUCCGACUAAGCCCACGGGACUCGACAAAUGGGUCUAGUCCCAAAAUAUUUAGACAAUGGACAAUAUGUGCCUGAUUCAAACCAUGAUGGAUUAUUCUUAGCCGAAUAAUAUCUAUAAGGUGAA